AAUUUUAACCAGAGUGACAUGAAAAUGUACGUCGGCGGAAAUGCGACGGCGGAGACAAACAUCGUUAUAACAACCAAUUCUCAGCCCCAAAUUCCUACAUUUUCGCCUGCAAAAUUUCGUUAGCUUCUUUCAUGGAAAAGGGGAAAUCCAAAGAUUCUGCAGGAACAGUCACCACUUCUUUGCGGGUUCUCCACUUGGAUAAUCAUUAUUCUAAUUCAACCCCAAUUCCAAAUUCCUUUUCUUUCUCCCGCCAAUCUCAAUCGCUGAGCUCCAAUAGGAGAAAGGCUCCAGCUUUGCUGAGUUUGUGCCUAGGAGUAGUGGGUUGCAAUCUCGAAGACAUCAUCGAUGACCUUGCCGAGAUUGCCGUCGCUUUCCCUUCCGAUAUCAAGAUGGUAUUGGUGGCUAUUGCGAGAAGAAGGAAGCUGCUGAAUGAUGAUGUGUUGAUUGCAUUAGCUGAUAGUUCAUGGGAGAUAUUAGAUGUGUCUGGUUCGGAUGUUUCGGAUUCCGGGCUUUGUCAUGUUGUCAACAUCUGCCAUAACCUUAAAGCAAUCGAUAUUAGGCUUUGCACAAGACUGACACCAACAGGAGUUUCUGAGCUUCUACAGCGUUGUCGAUCACUACAGAUAUUAAGAUGGGGAGGUUGCACAAGGAGUGACUAUGUCGUUCGUAGAUGUUUGAGUCUCUUAGAGCCCAACCUCAAUGACGUAGGGGGAGACUCGUGGGAGGAUCUUGAUGCAGUGGAGCUGAUUCAAGGUGCCUCGCUUCGUUGGCUUGUCUGGCCAACAAUCGACAAGAAUUCCCAGGAGACCUUAACUUCUGAAUGUCCGCGGAUUGUGGUCAAUCCAAAGCCAUCUCUUUUGGGUUACCGAGGAACUGAAGUUCCACGAGAAGCAGCAAUGCACCUUGCAUUAGAUGACCCUAUUGUUGAAGAUAUUGAUCCGAAAACGUGGGCAGUUUCUGGAUGUAAGCCAUCUAGGACUCCACUUCUACCAGCUGCAUCUCCUAAUGAACUAUCCAUUGCUGAAAAAUUUAGGCUAGCGUUCCUGGAUAGAGAUACUCGGUUGGCACCAAAGAGAGCCAAAAACACUAGGCAACACCAACGGCGUGCUGAGAGGGAAUGGGUGACGACGGAUAUGAAGGCAAAAGCAUUGGCACUUGCUUCCAAGGCUAAUAAAUCAAUGAACCACCGGAAUUUGUGAGCCGAAACUUGUGGCUCAAAACUCACUUUGGAUGGUUUUUUGUCCAACUUUUGGCCAUAUAAGAUUAUAAAUGGGAAUGGGGUGUGAUGUACAUGUGAGUUGGUUUCAUGUUUGAGGUUUCUUUGCCUUUGCAUUUGUUAGGGCAUCUCCACUAUACUCCAAUUGUACUGUAUUUUUACUGUUUCAAUAGUCAACUAUAUUUUUAGAUCA
Molecule: messenger RNA, 1409 nt
Organism: Salvia hispanica
Lineage: Eukaryota; Viridiplantae; Streptophyta; Magnoliopsida; Lamiales; Lamiaceae
Product: RNI-like superfamily protein
Source: RefSeq, a predicted model, not a curated record